AUGUCUAUACUUACCAAAAAGUUGAAUGAUGGGAAUGAAAUACCCAUUGUGGGAUAUGGUAUAGGAACCGCAAAUUCCCGACAAGAAUGUUCGGCUCAAAUCGUCUCCGCCCUCAACACGGGUUAUCGAUAUAUCGAUACUGCAGAGAUGUAUAAGAACUGUUCUAGUGUCAAAGAUGCUUUGGCUGAAUGGGGAGGGAAAAGAGAAGAUGUUUUCAUUUUGACCAAAUGGGGUCUUGUCGAUCUCUCAGGUGAUAAUGACCCUAGGGAGACUUUGCUAAAGUUGUUGGAACAAAUGGGACUUGAUUAUGUGGACUUGUAUCUGAUACAUACCCCUCUCCAUGCUACAGUCAAUGGACGUACCCAAUCUGAAUGUUGGAAAAUGAUGGAAGAUCUCAAGAAAGAAGGUCUGGCCCGUUCUAUAGGGGUAAGCAAUUACAGGGAAGAAGAUUUCCUCGCUUUCGAAACCACUUGGGAAUUUCCACCUGCAGUGAACCAAUUAGAGUAUCACCCUUACAACGCUCACCCAGCCAACAUGAUCCGCAUGAAAACCAUAUGCGAUAAGCAUGAAAUCCUUAUCAUGGCUUAUGGUUCUUUAGCUCCUCUCACUAGAGCUACUGGUCCUCCUCUCGAGAACGUGAUAGAGGGAAUGGCGAAAGAGACAGGGAUGACGACGGGUCAGGUGUUACUCAAAUGGUCUGAGCAGUAUUCAGGAGGGAUCAGCGUAACCACAUCUACGAAAGUUCAAAGACAAAAAGAGCAAUUGGAGGCGUUCACGAUCUGGCCGCCCCUCAGUGAUGAUCAGGUGGAUCGUAUAGCCCAAGUUGGAAAGGAGAGGUAUUUCCGUCAUUUUGGCAAGUCCAUUUGGGAUAAAGCAGCUCCAUGA
Molecule: messenger RNA, 885 nt
Organism: Tremella mesenterica DSM 1558
Lineage: Eukaryota; Fungi; Basidiomycota; Tremellomycetes; Tremellales; Tremellaceae
Exons: 7
Coding region: 1-885 (294 amino acids)
Molecular function (GO): oxidoreductase activity, acting on NAD(P)H as acceptor
Source: RefSeq, a predicted model, not a curated record